AUGGGUAAGGCCGUGUUGAAAGUUAAAGAUGAUGCACUACCAACAUUUUUUAGGCCUAGACCUUUGCCAUUGGGGCUUAAGGACAAGGUGGAGGCGAGUUUAGAAAGUUUGGUUAAAUUAAAAAUUUUACAGCCAGUCGAAUAUAGCGUUUGUGGGACGCCGAUUGUUAAAAUUAUGAAAAAAGAUGUUAGUAUUAGGAUUUGCGGGGAUUUUAAAGUAACUUUAAACCUAUACUUAAUGAUAGAGAAAUAUCCUUUGCCUCGCAUUGAGGAAAUUUUUGCAAAAUUGUAUGGUGGCGAAGAAUUUACAAAACUGGAUUUAAGUAUGGCGUACCAACAAAUAGAGUUAGAUGAAGAAUCACGCAAAUUUACUACUAUAUCUACUUCGAAAGGGUUAUUUCAAUAUACUAGGCUUAUAUAUGGUUUAGCUUCAGCGCCGGCGAUUUUUCAGCGAAUAAUGGAUUCACUCUUAGCAGGUUUGGAGGGCGUGGUGGUAUUUUUAAACGAUAUUUUAAUAAGUGCUCCGAAUCGAAAGUUACAUUGCGAACGUCUGGAACGGGUUCUAACUGUUUUCAGGGAUGCCGGGUUUAAAUUAUCGCCAGAAAAAUGUGAAUUUUUCCGUAAAGAGAUAAAAUAUUUAGGCCAUGUAAUUGACAAAAAUGGGUUGCGUAUGAAUCCCGAAAAAGUUCGCAAUAUUACUGAAAUUCCAUAUUCGAACAAUGUAAAAGACUUUCAGGCUUUUUUAGGGGUCGUUAACUUCUAUAGAAGAUUCUUGCCGAGCGUAUCCACAAUGUUAAAUCCAUUACAUCAGGCCGAUACUGAAUUUAAAUGGACGCGAGAUUGUUAUGAGGCCGUUGAUAAGAUAAAAGAGUGUUUGUUGGCUGGGAAUUGUUUAGCGCAUUUUAAUGCUAAUUUUAAAACUAAAGUGACGGUAGAUGCCAGCCCUGUAGGGGUAGGCGCUGUGUUGUCACAGAUUAAUGACAAAGGCGAAGAUAGAACAAAUGAGUUUGCUUCGAGAACGUUGACACCGACUGAAAAGCGAUAUUCACAAUUAGACCGUGAAGCCGUGUCAAUUUUGUUUGGAGUAAAAAAGUUUCACCAGUAUUUGUACGGUCGUCCGUUUACGUUAGUUACGGAUAAUAAGCCUUUGCAUCACAUUUUUAAUCCAAAGAAAGGAAUACCGGUGAUGGCAUCAAAUAGAUUGCAGCGUAUAGCGUUAACUCUGACAGGUUAUCAAUUUGAUAUUGCUUAUAUUAAAUCAAAAUGUAAUAUUGCUGACUAUUUUUCAAGAUACCCUAUGGAAGAUGACAUGAAAAUUGACGAUUCGCCAACGGAUAUUUUGGUUAAUUAUGUUCAAGGGAUUCAGAGUGAUAGAGGAUUUUUGAAUUUUGAAAAAAUUGUUUUAGAAACAAAGAAAGAUGGCAUAUUGCAGAAAGUUUGUAGUUUUGUUGUGGCGUGCUGGCCGCCUAAAUGUUCGGAUCCCGAUUUGCAUCCCUAUUUCUUAAAAAGGCAUGAGUUGUCUAUGGAAUCAAGUUGUUUGUUUUGGGGCUAUAGGGUGAUUAUACCAAAACAAUUAAGAGCGGAGGUGGUUGCAUUUUUGCAUGCUUCACACAUGGGCAUAGUGAAAAUGAAAUCUAUGGCUUGUGAAUGUUGCUGGUGGCCAAAUCAGGGCAAAGAUCUAGAAGAGAUAGUUAAAGCGUGCGACCCCUGUUUAAUGACUCGUCCCAGCCCUCCACAGCAGGAGUUAAUCCCUUGGCCUAGGUCAGAGGAAGUUUGGUCCAGAAUACACAUAGAUUUCUUUGGACCGUUUUUAAAGCGUUGGUGCUUAGUUGUAGUGGAUAAUACCAGUAAAUGGGUGGAGUGCAUUGAUAUGGGCAGUAAUACGACAAGUCGUGCAGUGAUUUCUGUUCUAAGGGAACUGUUUGCUCGUUUUGGUUUACCAAAAUGUGUUGUUUCGGAUAAUGGAACAUCUUUUGUUUCCAAUAAAUUUAAAUUAUUUUUAAAAUUUAACGGAAUUGAACACAUUACAAGUCCAGUAGGGCAUCCGGCUACAAAUGGGCAGGCUGAAAAUUCAGUAAAAACUAUUAAAAAUGCUCCUAAGCGAAGUUUAGAUAAUAUACCAAUAUCUGAAUUCAAUAGUGUCGCUGGCUGCGACUUGAGCCUUAUGUUGAGGACAGCGAGUUUAACAAACACCCAAAAAGAACCACAAAUUUGUUUAAAAUUAUGA
Lucilia sericata (common green bottle fly) is the source of this 2226-nucleotide messenger RNA. RefSeq lists its product as uncharacterized. Gene Ontology annotation, molecular function: nucleic acid binding. NCBI's taxonomy places the organism in Eukaryota, Metazoa, Arthropoda, Insecta, Diptera, Calliphoridae. The transcript has a single exon. Gene Ontology annotation, biological process: DNA integration. The record is from RefSeq and is a predicted model, not a curated record. Bases 1 to 2226 code for a protein of 741 amino acids.